AUUAUUAUAAUUGAAAUUUAAAUUCAUAUAGAAGGAACAGAUUCAAAUUAGACAAGAAAUGAGUGAUAGUACCUUGAGCUUCACUAAUCUACAAACUACAUGGACUUCCAAUCGUUAUUAUACGGUUGGUUUGAUAGGAUUCGUACUUGGCCUCAGCAAUACUCUGCACCUCUUCAACAAUAUGAAAGUAUUAGGAGCUGGAUUCUUAGGACCCUAUCUUUUAUUCAGUACGGCUCUUGGCAUACCCUUGGUGAUUUUGGAGUUGAGCUUGAGCCAAUAUGGUCAAAAAGGACUUAUUCGUAUUUGGGCCCUUUGUCCAGUUUUCAAAGGGAUGGGAUAUCUCUGUCUUUUAUAUUUACUAGUGAUGCUCGUAGAGGAUUUGAGCGUGCUAGCCUAUCUUGCCAGAUAUAUGAUUAAUUCUUUCUCCACCCAGAGCGGUUGGGACUCCUGCAAUAACGACUGGAACACGGAGUAUUGUUUCACCCUUGAAACUAACGUUUCUAAACGAUUGGAUUGCUAUGACCUUCAUGGGAAACCCAAAUGUGACAAAGCUUUAUGGGAAAGUAGUCACAAUCAAUAUUGGUGGUUGGUAGUUCAAAACAUAGAUAUCGGAAUGUUUCAGUGGAAAAGUGUGGGAUACUGUUUGGGGGUCACAUUGAUUGCGUACGCGAUAACUUUCAAAGGUAUAAUGGUCAUAGAAAAAGUUGUGUAUUGGUCACUCAUAUUCGCAGCAAUCGAAUUCACCAUCCUGUUAUAUUGUUCACUCAUACAGCGCGGUUCAGGCAGUGGCCUCGUAUAUAUUUUUUACUGGGACUGGAAUGUUUUCAAGAACAAGACCCCUUGGAUAAUAUGUUUUGAAUACGUCAUCAACUCCAAUGGUAUAGGUGGAGGGGGAUUGCGAACUCUGGGAGCACAGAAUAAGUUCAGGGGACAUUCUUAUUUGAAUGCCCUGAUGUUGAUGCUCGUGAAUAUUACGGUCACAACUCUUUACGGUGUGCUUUACUUCAGUCUUUGUGGAAACCUCAGCUAUUUCUCCAGCCAGAGUAUUGAAGAAAUCAUGGGAGAUACAGAACCCGAAUUUUGGUCCAAAGUUCCUAGAAUGCUGCAAAGAUUGGAUGGGCCGGAAAGGCUAUGGCAGUGGAUUUUUUAUUCACAAGUUUUUCUCGUAGUGUUCUCGAAGUGUAUGCUGAUUACUUUCGUCAUCGUGAGAACGAUUUUCAACAGAUUCCCUAAAGUUGAAAACUAUUUCAUGGUGAUCAGUUGCGCAGUUUACGCAGUCGCUUUUCUGUGCGGCACCACGAUGUUCACUUCAUUCAGUACUUUUAUACAGAAGCAACUCAUUUGGAUGGUUGUCAAAGGGCCGAUGAUUCUACUGAUGAAUUUGAUUCAGACCGGUGUCAUUUUGUACAUUUACGGACUGACCACCGUCGUAGAUGAUCUACAUUUCAUGCUUGGCUUCCGGUUGCCCUUCUACUGGCAAAUCUUGCUAUUUCUGUCACCGGCGAUACUAUGCGUAAUGUGGAUUAUGAGCGUAUGGGAGUUCUACGAGAAAAUGCGUGUGAUGGAUAUUUCCGUUGCAAAACAGUUGAUGAUGAACGCGGUGCUGUAUUUGCCCAUAUAUUCAUCAAUCGGCUAUUCCAUCUAUUAUAUGCGAUGGAUGAUAUGGAAAUGCCAUUGGGAAAACGUCUUCAGGCCUAGCGACAGUUGGUACCUCAGUGAUCCAAUCUUGAGGAAAAGUCGACAAAUGUUCUCAGCAAUGAGCAUGACUAAGGAAUAUUUGUAUCGUCAAACGAAAAAACAAGAAAAGGCCGCCUAUGACCUGGACGAAACUGCAUAUGAGCAAGAAUGAGGCUUAUACGUGAAAAUUGAUUUCAUGGAUUUUUUAUGUAAUGAUGUUCAUUUAUAUAAAACAAUUUCGAUAAAUAUAUAUCUUUAUUA
Molecule: messenger RNA, 1938 nt
Organism: Coccinella septempunctata (seven-spotted ladybird)
Lineage: Eukaryota; Metazoa; Arthropoda; Insecta; Coleoptera; Coccinellidae
Product: creatine transporter-like
Exons: 6
Coding region: 59-1849 (596 amino acids)
Biological process (GO): sodium ion transmembrane transport
Cellular component (GO): membrane
Molecular function (GO): glycine transmembrane transporter activity
Source: RefSeq, a predicted model, not a curated record